AUGCAGACGGUAUACCUUCCUUCUAAUGAAGGAAUGAUAGUUGAUGAUGAACCAAAUCACAUGUCAAUCGUCUUAUAUUCCAAAGAAUCUAACAAGACAUUCAACAUUCAUCUUGAUGAUUACUCUCCCUCACCUCAAAAAGAGUCUCAAGAAAAUUAUGGUACUCAAGAAGAAAACUUCUCUUGUUUUCCACCAGAUCCUCCUCGGGACGAUGGUACUCCAGUAGAUACAUAUAAAGAAAAUACAUUUGAACCAAAGCCUGAACGUACUAGACUAACUGCCCAGAUGUUCACCAUUGAUGAAUUUCAUGGCACGGCUGCGUAUAUCAAGGGACAAAUUGUUUGUAACAUGCGGCGGAUCGAAACUCUAGAUCUGAAAAUUGAAAACACCAUCAAAGAUCAUAUCUCUCCGAUGUAUCAGAAGAUAGAUGAUUUUCUUCGGUCUUUAUCAAAUCUAGAUUACAUCUAUGAAGCUAAAUUAGAUCAUCUGCAGAGUCAUAUCACUGCUCAAGACUGGUAUAUUGUCACUCUUGAAAAGUCAGUUGCAGAACUUUCUAAAGCUUCAUAA
Messenger RNA from Lactuca virosa, 567 nucleotides. The record is from the annotation of a GenBank genome assembly. Lineage: Eukaryota; Viridiplantae; Streptophyta; Magnoliopsida; Asterales; Asteraceae.